Formica exsecta is the source of this 1709-nucleotide messenger RNA. It is a transcript of the gene Ak1, whose product is annotated as adenylate kinase isoenzyme 1. NCBI's taxonomy places the organism in Eukaryota, Metazoa, Arthropoda, Insecta, Hymenoptera, Formicidae. Bases 483 to 1052 code for a protein of 189 amino acids. The transcript is spliced from 5 exons. Gene Ontology annotation, molecular function: ATP binding; AMP kinase activity. The record is from RefSeq and is a predicted model, not a curated record. Gene Ontology annotation, cellular component: cytoplasm; cytosol. Gene Ontology annotation, biological process: nucleoside triphosphate biosynthetic process.
AUAAUUUUUUUUUCAAAAUAACUCGAUUAAUUUUUUUUCUAUCUUUCUUAGAAUCGCGAUCCCAUUAAUAUACAGUUUUUAUUCAGGAAUAAAUGUUAAAGAUUAUAUUGGAGCACUCAUUUAUAUAAACUGUACGAUACAAAAUUUAUCCAUCCCUGCAUACAUUUUAGUUAUAUAAAACACAUAAAGCGUACUCAUAUUACAAGAUACAACCUAGAUAGGAUUCUUUGCUACGAAUUUAUUUUUAAACAUUGCUAUAUUUAUAUAUAUCUAUCUAAUAUUGUAUAAUACGCCCACUCUGUCCUCAUGUAAUCCCGGGGAACGAGGAAAUUGAAUGUAUUUUAGUCGUUUUCGUGCUUUUGUCGUUGCCGCGCGUUCAUACAUUUUUACAUUAAAUUUUACAUCUCGACGAAGCUGUCAAUCGUCACGUGAACGAAUUUAUCAAGCGAGCGUCACAUUGAGAAAUAAACUACGCGGGAAAAAUGAAAACGAUCUGGGUUAUCGGCGGGCCGGGAUGCGGCAAGGGAACGCAGUGCGACCGUAUGAUUGAAAAGUACGGAUUUCUUCACCUGAGCAGCGGUGAUUUAUUGCGAGCGGAAGUAGCCAGUGGUAGCGAAAGAGGAGCGUCGCUACAGGAUCUAAUGUCCAAGGGAUUAUUUGUGCCAACGGACAUUGUGCUGGCGCUUAUAAAGGAAAAGAUGGACAAAGCUCGUGAAGAAGAAACCACAAAGACCGGAUUUCUCAUCGAUGGAUAUCCCCGUGAAAAGGAUCAAGGCAUUUUCUUUGAGAAAAAUGUUUGCCCCGUCGACUUAAUUCUUUUCUUCGAUGUAGCGAACGAGACCUUGAAAAAAAGACUUCUAGGACGUGCCGCCGUAUCCCAAAGAGCGGACGAUAACGAGGAGACGAUCAAAAAGAGAAUCGAGAUAUUUAACGAGAAGAACAACGAGAUUGUCGAACAUUACAAAGACAAAGUUGUUAGAAUCAAUGCAGAGGGAACAGUGGAUGAAAUAUUCACCAAUGUGACAAAAGCAUUGGACGCUCUGUUAGCUUAGGUAAAUUGGCAAAUUUUGAAGAAUAGCAAGAGAUCUAUUGCUAUCUUUGUUCAUUCUGAGUAGUGUGAUACUCUUAUUGCUCAUUCAAGUGAAACAGACAAAUAAAGUGUUUCUUUAAUUGUUAAUUAUUGAAUAAAAUUCUACCAAUACGCAACUCUGUUGUAAGGUUGAAGUACAAUAUUUAUGUUUUCUAUUUGCAUAUUUCUCUAUAUUUGUUCUUUGAAUAAACUUUUCACUAAUUGAUAUAUUAGAUAAAAAGUUCUUUUAGAGUUUCUCUAAAAAUUUCUGCAUAACAGUAUCUUUCUCUUUUCGUAGAGUAGGUUUUGCCAUAGGCAUCAUAUUAUCUACGUAACUUUUAGCAUCUCUGGCAAAUUGUACAACCAUAGGUUUAUCUUUUAAUAUAUAUCCAUUAGUUUCUUUGAGAGCCAAUCUGGCCUGUGAAGUAUUUUGUAAUGUGAUGAAGGCUUGGCCUUUCAUUCUGCCCUCUUGCAUGAGCCGUACAUCAUAUCUGUAAUACAGAUAUUAAUAAUAAUACAUUACGAGAUAUAAAUAAUAAGAUAUAAUAGUAGAUACAUAUUGUAUUUGUAUGAACAAAACACACUUACUCAGCUUCAGCAUCUUUCAAUCCAGCAAUAAAAUAUCUUUUAUAAAUAUAAU